This is a messenger RNA of Telopea speciosissima, 2532 nucleotides long. RefSeq names its product probable leucine-rich repeat receptor-like protein kinase At1g35710. Gene Ontology annotation, molecular function: protein binding; ATP binding. The annotation marks the transcript as partial. The transcript is spliced from 3 exons. Lineage: Eukaryota; Viridiplantae; Streptophyta; Magnoliopsida; Proteales; Proteaceae. Gene Ontology annotation, biological process: hormone-mediated signaling pathway. The record is from RefSeq and is a predicted model, not a curated record. Gene Ontology annotation, cellular component: plasma membrane.
AUGGCUUACUACUCCAUCACCACUCCUUCCUUCCUGUUAUUCUUCUUUCCAACUCUUGUAGCGUUUCUUUGGUCGCUUCUCUUCUUCUCUUCUUCAGUUGCUGCUUAUGCAACUACAACUGGGGUCGUCUCUCUUCAGUUGUCAUCAAGUGAAGCAGAACCUCUCCUCAAAUGGAAAGCCAGCCUUCAAAACUACUCCGUUGCUGCUCUCGGUUCUUGGAAGCUUACUACAUCGUCACCAACUGCCAAUUCCACCAGUACUAAUGCCACUUCAUCAUCAUGCAAGUGGUUCGGACCCAUACCCGAUCAUAUUGGUAGUUUCUCCAAACUCACCCACCUCGAUCUCUCCAAUAAUAAUCUUUCCAGCAUUCUACGUCCCACCUUGAGUAAUUUAAGUAACCUUCUAUUUCUACACCUGUAUUCCAAUCAACUCGGUGGUCCAAUACCAUCAGAAAUAGGAAAUCUAGACAAUCUGGUUAACUGGGCACUAAACAACAAUGAGCUCAAUGGUCCAAUCCCUCACUCUCUGGCUAAUUUAAGUAGACUAGAGAAACUCAAUUUGUCUGUGAAUCAAUUAUCUGGUCUGCGGCCUUCAGAAAUUGGAGAUAUGGAAAAUCUGGUUGUGUUGGACCUAUCUGAAAAUAAACUCAGCAGUCCAAUCCCUCACUCUCUGACUAAUUUAAGUAAACUAGAGCUUCUCUAUUUGUUUGAAAAUCAAUUAUCUGGUCCAUUGCCUUCAAAUAUUGGAGAUAUGGAAAAUCUUGUUGUCUUGCCGCAAUAUCGAAACAAACUCAGCAGUCCAAUCCCUCACUCUCUGGCUAAUUUAAGUAGACUAGAAAAACUCUAUUUGUAUGUGAAUCAAUUAUCUGGUCCGCUACCUUCAGAAAUUGAAGAUACGGAAAAUCUGGUUGAGUUGGACCUAUCUGAAAACAAACUCAGCUGUCCAAUCCCUCACUCUCUGACUAAUUUAAGUAAACUAGAGCUUCUCCAUUUGUUUGAAAAUCAAUUAUCUGGUCCGCUGCCUUCAGAAAUUGGAGACACGAAAAAUCUGGUUGACUUGGAGAUUUCUCAAAACAAACUUAGCGGUCAAAUCCCUCAUUCUCUAGCUAACUUAAGUAAGCUAGAGAUCCUCUAUGUGCAUGAUAAUCAAUUAUCUGGUCCGCCGCCUUCCGAAAUUGGAGAUAUGGAAAAUCUUGUUGACUUGGCGCUAAAGCAAAACAAUCUCUGCGGUCCAAUCCCUCAUUCUCUGGCUAAUUUAAGCACACUAGAGGAGCUCUACUUGUAUGGGAAUCAUUUAUCUGGUCCCAUACCUCAAGACUUAGGUAGCCAAGCAUCCAUUCUAGUAAUCGACUUGUCUAACAAUCUCUUAUCUAGAAGCUUACCACAACAAAUAUGCCAAGGACGAUCACUUCAAAAAUUAACGAUUGACAACAAUAGUCUCAUGGGUCCUAUUCCAGAUUUGAGAAAUUACACAAAGCUAUCACCAAAUUGGGGAGAAUGUAAGAAUUUGUCAGUGCUAAAGAUUUCUGGAAACAAUAUUAGUGGGAAGAUACCAUCUGAGGUUGGUCCGUUAACUCGACUUGGAGAACUUGACCUUUCUUUCAACAAACUUGCUGGAGAAAUACCAAAGGAACUCAGUAGCUUAUCCGAUUUGCUCAGCUUAUAUUUAAAUGACAACCAGAUUUCAGGGCAUGUACCAGUGGAAAUCGGCAAAUUAAUCAAUUUGGAGCAUCUAGACCUAUCAUCAAACAUGCCAACUGGAUCAAUCCCCGCACAACUUGGCCAUUGCUCAACAUCAUUGUCAUUAAAUUUGAGCUGUAAUUCAUUGAAUGGAAGCAUUCCAUCUCAAAUUGGUGAUCUAGUAUUCCUACAAACUCAAUUGGACCUUAGUCAUAACUCAAUCAGUGGACUGAUACCAACACAGCUUGCAAAGUUAGUGAUGUUGGAAAUUUUGAAUCUAUCUCACAAUAUAUUCACAGGUUCCAUCCCCCUUUCUCUUGAAGAUAUGAUUAGCUUAGUAUCUCUUGAUUUGUCCUAUAAUCAGUUGGAGGGUGUUGUUCCUAACAAUAGGGUUUUCAGACAUGCUGCUUCACCACAAGCAUUUAGAGCCAACAAAGGGUUAUGUGGUGAACUUCAAGCUCUACUUCCCUGCAAUCGAUCUCGUACAAAUAAGGGAUAUAGUAAAAAUGGACACAAAGUCCUCAUAUCCAUCAUUGCUUCUUUGAUAGGAACUGUGUUCCUUGCAUUUGGAAUCAUUGUUGUCCUUUUUCUCUUGCAAAAAAAAAUGAAAAAAGGAAAUGUAGAAGCAACAAGAAGAAACCAUGGCAAUAUAUUUUCAAUUUGGAAUUUCGACGGCAAGAUUGCUUAUGAGGACAUAAUUCAAGCAACAGAGGAUUUUGAUGCCAAAUAUUGCAUUGGGGCAGGAACUUAUGGGAGUGUUUACAAAGCAGUCCUACCUACAGGCCAUGUAGUAGCCUUGAAGAAGUUCCAUCCAUUCGACAGUGAGGUAGUAGUUGAUGAAAGCUUUGGGAAU